Molecule: messenger RNA, 984 nt
Organism: Emys orbicularis (European pond turtle)
Lineage: Eukaryota; Metazoa; Chordata; Testudines; Emydidae
Gene: CADM2
Product: cell adhesion molecule 2
Exons: 8
Coding region: 1-984 (327 amino acids)
Cellular component (GO): neuronal cell body membrane
Source: RefSeq, a predicted model, not a curated record
AUGCCUGUCAAAACUUCCAAGGCUUUUCUCACUGUUCUGGGUGUUCCUGAGAAGCCACAAAUUAGUGGAUUUACUUCACCAGUUAUGGAGGGAGAGAGGAUGCAGCUAACUUGCAAGACCUCUGGUAGCAAACCAGCAGCUGAUAUCAGAUGGUUCAAGAAUGACAAAGAGAUUAAAGAUGUCAAAUAUUUAAAAGAAGAGGAUGCAAAUCGCAGGACAUUCACAGUUAGCAGCACAUUGGAUUUCCGAGCGGAUCGGAGUGAUGAUGGUGUCGUUGUAAGUUGCAGAGUAGACCAUGAGUCCUUAAACUCCACACCUCAGAUAGCAAGGCAGGUUCUAGAAAUACACUAUACACCUUCAGUUAAAAUCAUAUCUUCCAGUUCAUGGCCAGAAGAAGGACAAUCUAUAGUUUUGACUUGUGAAUCCAAAGGAAAACCACUGCCGGAACCAGUAUUGUGGACAAAGGAUGGCGGCGAACUACCAGAUCCAGAGAGAAUGGUUGUCAAUGGUAGGGACCUAAGAAUUAGUUUCCUAAACAAAACGGACAAUGGUACAUAUCGAUGUGAAGCAACAAACCCUAUUGGCCAAAACAGCACAGAGUAUGUCCUGAUUGUACAUGAUGUUUCCAACACUUUGCUUCCCACCACUGUCAUCCCCUCACUUACCACUGCAACAGUCACAACCACUGUAGCCUUAACAACCAGCACAGCCACAUCGGCAACAGCCAUCAGCACCAGAGACCCAAAUGCUUUGGCUGGACAGACUGGACCUGACCAUGCUCUCAUAGGAGGAAUAGUGGCUGUAGUUGUCUUUGUCACAUUAUGUUCUAUAAUUCUGCUUGGACGAUAUCUGGCAAGACAUAAAGGAACAUAUUUAACAAAUGAAGCUAAAGGAGCUGAAGAUGCACCUGAUGCUGACACAGCCAUUAUCAAUGCAGAAGGCAGCCAAGUCAAUGCAGAGGAGAAAAAGGAGUAUUUCAUUUAG